UAUGUUCUCCUUGCAUGACACGGUAACAAAAUACCUUGUAGUCACCCCGUCCAUGCCAUCAACUGUUUAAUUGCCGUCAUCAUUUACAAGGUGUUAGUUGAAACGCUUGAAUCUCUUUAUGAAUCUUCUCAAAUCCAUAAAGGGUAGAUGACGAGAGAGCACCUUUUCGUGGGAGUAGUUAUUGUUAAGAUCUUAGGGAGGAAAUGUUGUAGGAAUGGUCAUUGGUAAGAUGUCAUAUCUGAUAAACAAUUCUGAUGAUGCAAGUGUUUAGAUAAGUCUGGGAGGCAAUACGUGUUGGACGAAUGAGAAGCAGAGCUGUGAUUUUCUGCCUAUUAUUUCCUUGCUUCUGCUCCUUAUUCUUGUUAUUUAUUAUGUGUCAAUAUUUUUCAGGGAGUUGCUAGUCUCUAUUAAAUUUGCUAAACCUGGAUGGCAAUGGUCCGGUUGCUUCUUGCCAGAACAUCUAGGUGAUAUUCAGGUGAAAAUGCGAAAUUUUCUCUCUGGUGCCGUGAACAUGAUACGUGUGGAAGUUUAGACUGCUGAUGUCUCUAUUAGAGAUGAUAAAAUUGUUGGGAGCCCUCAUGGUCAGUCGGGGACAAACUUGAUUCUUGUGUCUUAAGAUGAUACUGGCUUUAUGCCAUACCGUAUUGACAAUUUCUCCCAGGAGAGGCUACGUGUUUACCAACAAAGGUGCGAAACUUUUGAAACUAUGGUCCAUUCCUACACUUCUUGCCCUUAUGCAUGGGAUGAACCCUGCUAUCCUCAUCGUCUCACUAUUGAGAUUUUGCAGGUUUUGGGUGAACGUGUUAUAGGAUCAUAUGCUCUGGAUGACGUGAAAGACUAUGCACCUGUAUACCUAUCUGUGACUCCCAAGAAACCUCAAAGAACUCUUAUUGUUUCUGUCCAUUCUGAAGGAGCAGUCAAGAUUCUGAGCAUCAUUGAUUCCAAUUGCCAUGUAUUGAGUGGUAUGAAGAGUCCACACAUCUCUCAGUCCAAAGAUAGAAAUAAACAUGUAUUGAAGUAUGAAAAUUCUUCUGACUGCAAAGAGAGAAUAUUGGUGGACAUUCCCUAUGUUGGCAUCUCUCUAAUAAGCUCUAUGCCAGAGGAACUGAUUUUCGCUUGUGCAAGAGACAUUACAGUUGAUUUCACGCAGAGUGUAGAUCAACAGAGAUUCUCUUUUCAAAUCACCUCUUUGCAAAUUGAUAACCAGUUAGCAUGUACACCUUACCCUGUUAUCUUAUCAUUUGACGUUAGUAAGACGAUUACUCGUGGAGUAAGGACAGAUCCGGAGAGCUCAUGGGAACCGGUACUUUCAUUGGUGGUGACGAAGUGGAAUAAUAGAUAUCUGUCACUAGUCUCCUUCGAGUACAUAAGUCUAAGAGUAGCAGAUUUUCAUCUUGAACUUGAUCAGUAUGUGAUCUUGAGUUUGUUUGAUUUCAUUAAAACUUUAUCGUCAAGGUUGCAGAGCAGAGCGUUACAGCACUCUAAUUCAACGGACCAUCUCUUUUUGAUGGUGUUUUUACUAUGAACAUCUCUAACUCCAUAGAUCAGGCACCAAAGAAAUCAAAUGUAAAUGAAUGCUACUCAGUUAAGAUUCCUGUGUUUCAUGGAAGCAGUGAUAGGACCUCUCUGCUACCUAUAAUAGUUCUGAUUGGAGCCCCAUGGCAACAGAUUCACCUUCUUGCCAAAAGGCAGAAGAAGAUUUAUGUUGAGUUGUUUGAUGUGGCUCCGCUGAAGUUGACUUUAAGUUUCUCCAGCAGUCCCUGGUUGCUUCGAAAUGGAGUGCUUACAUCUGGAGAAUCUCUUAUACAUAGGGGUCUUAUGGCACUUGCUGAUAUCGAGGGAGCACAAAUUCACCUUAAACAAGUAAUCCUUUCACAUCAGCUUGCUAGCUGGGAAUCUGUUCAAGAGAUACUUAUCGAGCAUUACACACAACAAUUUCUUCAUGAGAUGUAC
Molecule: messenger RNA, 1953 nt
Organism: Nicotiana tabacum (common tobacco)
Lineage: Eukaryota; Viridiplantae; Streptophyta; Magnoliopsida; Solanales; Solanaceae
Source: RefSeq, a predicted model, not a curated record